Messenger RNA from Toxotes jaculatrix (banded archerfish), 917 nucleotides. It is a transcript of the gene ptgdsa, whose product is annotated as prostaglandin D2 synthase a. The transcript has 7 exons. Lineage: Eukaryota; Metazoa; Chordata; Actinopteri; Toxotidae. Gene Ontology annotation, molecular function: small molecule binding. Bases 106 to 663 code for a protein of 185 amino acids. The record is from RefSeq and is a predicted model, not a curated record.
GUACCUGUCUGUUGACUGCCUACAGUUCACUUUAGGCUCUGGUCAGAUACCCUCUCUCAACCUUUCAGCCCAUCCACCUCUUCGCUUCUGCUUCUCCCCGCAGCCAUGAGGACCACGGUGGUCGCUGUUGUCAUGGCGAUGAUGUGCGUGAUGAUGGUACACGCGGACGUGAAGCCGCAGAGAGAUUUCAACCUGCAGAAGUUUGCAGGAAAAUGGGUCCGUGUGGGCCUGGCCUAUGAUUCUCCGAGCUUUGUACCGUACAGAGACAAAGUGAAGGCCUCCAUUGGCAUCAUCACACCGCUGCCAAACGGCAACGUUAACCUCACCAUGUGGGACGCCACGCCUAUGGGCUGUCAGACGAAGCUGUACCAGUAUGAGAGGACCAAUGUGCCUGGACAGUUCACCUACUUCAGCACACGCCACAACAUGGUGAAGGACAUCACAGUGGUGGACACUAACUACACUGAGUACGCUGUGGUUCUCAAACACAAGGUUUUUAACAGGGAGUACACACAGGUGGCACUCUACGGUCGCUCUCAAAGACUCAGGAUUGAUGUAAUUAAUAAAUUCAAAGCCUUUGCCUUGUCCCGGGGUUUCCCCAGAGACUCUAUUCUAACUCCACCUCCAGCAGAAAAUUGCCCACCAUCUGGAUCUGGGCGUUAGUGUCUGUUUCUCCCUCUAGAUUCCCAGAUGUACCUGAGGUGAGGGUGGCAGUGUGGUCCCAUGUGCUGUUCCAGUCCAGAUUUUGUCUCAGCAUUUACCUUUAACUUUCUUUUAGAAAAGCAAACAUCAUCUUUUUGGCUACAAACAUGAUAAAUAGCAAAUCGUGCUGAUGAAAUGUAUAAAUCAUGUUCUUUAUGUGAUGUUGUUCUUCAUUUUCAUUGUUCUGCUGUGUUGACAUAAACAAAUUAACCACC